AUGGAUAAGCAAUGGAUUUGGGAAAGAAACCGAUUGAGUAAACGUUAUACAGAUGGUAUUCAAUCAUUUAUGGAAGCAGCAAGUCAGCACGUAAAUGACAAGAAUGAGACCAAAUGUCCCUGCAUGAAGUGUCAAAAUAUGCAAUUGCAUGAUCUUGCAACUGUUCAUGCACAUUUAUGGAAGAAUGGGAUGUCUGUGGUUUAUCACACAUGGAUAUAUCAUGGGGAAUCAUUUGAGAUACCAACACAAACUUCAAAUCUUCCAUCUGGCUCCGAUAAUUAUGUACAUGAUAUGUUAAAUGAUAGAUUUCCACGAGACAUGGAUCAUGAUCCACAUGGGGAAGAUAUUAUGGGUGAUGAUUAUGAAUCCAAUGUGCAUAGGGUUGAGGCAGGUAAGUAUGAGAAGUUAAUGGUAGAAGCUGAGCGAGAACUUUUCCCUGGAACUAGGGGCUGUUCUGUUUUAACAUUCAUGGUACAGCUCAUGCUUAACAAGGUUGAAAACCAUUGGACUAACAAAUCGUUUGAUACAAUGUUAGAGAUAUGGAGUUCUGCCUGUCCUAAACCCCAUAACAUUCCACCAUCUUAUUAUGCUACAAAUAAGAUGUUGAAAGAUUUGGGUUUGGGGUUUGAAAAAAUUGAUGCGUGCAAGUAUGAUUGUGCUCUCUUUUAUAAAGAGCAUGAAAAUAAGGAUAAAUGUCCGGAAUGUGAUGAGCCAAGGUAUAAACCAAGUACUAGUGUCAAGAGGAAGAAGGUUCCACAAAAAGUGUUGCGCUACUUUCCUUUGAAGCCAAGAUUACAACGAUUGUUUAUGUCAAAGAAUACAGCUGCGUAUAUGAGGUGGCACGCUAAUAAAAGGGUGGAUGAAGAGGGUGUUAUGAGGCAUCCAGCUGACUCUAUUGCGUGGAAGGAGUUCGAUUUAAUCUACCCAGAGUUUGCUCAAGAGCCACGAAAUAUCAGGUUAGGUCUUGCAACAGAUGGGUUCAACCCGUUUGGAAAUAUGAGCCUUUCUUAUAGUAUGUGGCCGGUGAUUGUGGUUCCGUAUAAUCUGCCACCUUGGAUGUGUAUGAAAGCACAAUACUCAAUGAUGACUUUGCUUAUUCCAGGCCCAAAAGCUCCGAGCAAAGAUAUUGAUGUGUAUUUGCGCCCAUUGGUUGAUGAAUUGAAGGAGUUAUGGGAACAAGCACCAAAGGGUUUUUGGCAUGUCCUGGAUGGAGCACCAAAGCUCUCAGAAACUGUGGAGAAACUUUGUGACAUCGUUAAGCAGCUGCAAGCUGGGAUUAAUGACAGAUCUAGGAAGAAGCGUAAACGCAACAGUAAGUACAAUGGUAAGGGACCUCGGCUCCAACCUGAUUCUUCUGAUUCUGAUUCUGAUUCUGCUUCUGAUGAUUCUACAACUAAUCAUCACGGUGACAACUUACAAGGUGGUGGUGAUGGUUUGUAUAAUGGUCUUGAAGAUAUUGGUCAUGGUCAUUAG
This is a messenger RNA of Prunus avium (sweet cherry), 1473 nucleotides long. The record is from RefSeq and is a predicted model, not a curated record. NCBI's taxonomy places the organism in Eukaryota, Viridiplantae, Streptophyta, Magnoliopsida, Rosales, Rosaceae.